Molecule: messenger RNA, 522 nt
Organism: Penicillium roqueforti
Lineage: Eukaryota; Fungi; Ascomycota; Eurotiomycetes; Eurotiales; Aspergillaceae
Exons: 6
Coding region: 1-522 (173 amino acids)
Source: RefSeq, a predicted model, not a curated record
AUGGAGCGCAACCCCACGGACGACAUGAAGUCGCCCUUGACCCCAAAGGGCGAUUCCUGCCCAAAUUCCCAGCCUAGUCAGCUGGUUGAUACCGAGGCCUCAAACGCCCAAACUGGUACGGCGACUGCUUUGCCAGAUCCGUCUUCGUGGCCACACGGCGAUUGCUGGAAAAGCUCUCGUCCUACUGAGCCAACAUCAUGGGCCCCCAACGCGAAGCUCUGCGACUGCCCACAGCACCCCGAAACUACAUGGCCGGCCGAGCAUGCCAUUCUUUUCAUUCCGGACUGUGCAAAGCGGUGCCCUUACUGCUCAUGGAAGACUGAAAAGACGGCGAAGAUUGGAAACCCGGCUCCAAUGCUGCGUCGACACAUACGCCAGUAUCACCUAAAAGAAGGUGAUAAGUAUCCCGGUAUCUCCGUUGAUCAGAUACGUCCGCCGAGGUCUAUGAAGAGGGAGUACACUAGCUACAAACUCACCCAAGGCGGCCCUCCUAAACUCGAGAAGAACACCAAGCAAGGGUAA